Hemicordylus capensis (graceful crag lizard) is the source of this 3543-nucleotide messenger RNA. It is a transcript of the gene FTCDNL1, whose product is annotated as formiminotransferase cyclodeaminase N-terminal like. Gene Ontology annotation, molecular function: folic acid binding; transferase activity. Lineage: Eukaryota; Metazoa; Chordata; Lepidosauria; Squamata; Cordylidae. The coding region runs from base 283 to 1284 and encodes 333 amino acids. The transcript has 6 exons. The record is from RefSeq and is a predicted model, not a curated record.
CGGACAAACGUCGCGCUCAUUCCCCGCCAACCAUACCGUAAAAAUGGCCCUGACUUCAGUUUCCCGGAAGAGGCGACGAGCAAAACACAAGCGAGGGCGGAGGGGGCGGAGACAGAACGCUCAGCAGCAGCCAGGGGCUGCAGUCGCUACAAGUGUCGACUGGUCUGGACUCCCCAUUUGGCAAAGUUGGUGUCAUUCUGCCCAUCUGAUCGGCAUCCGGCUGGGAGCUGUUACGCAAAGCCAGGCAGGCGCCUUUGCUCCUGGUGAAUAAAGCACACAGGAAUGAAAAUGGCUUCCCCCAGAAUAGGGGUGCGUUUGGCCGCUUGCUUGCUAAAUAUUUCAGAAGGAAGAAAAAGGGACGUUGUCGAGAAAGUAGCAAAAGCUGCUCUUUGUCAGGAUAAUGGUCAGGAGCAUCCGCAAAUAACCGUGCUUAAUGUAUUUUCAGACUAUGACUAUAACAGGUCUGUCAUAACAAUAGCAGCUCCGGUUGACAAGCUUGCAGAUGGUGUCAUUUCUGCCUGCACAGAGGCUUUCCAGUCCAUUGAUAUGGCUGCACAUGUUGGAAUCCAUCCUUGCCUCGGUGCUGUCGACUUGGUGCCCAUUUACCCGUUGUCAAAUGUUGGUGUGCAAGAGUGUGGAACAGUGGCUCGAAAUAUAGCAGAGCACCUGAGUCUUUGUGUUCCUGGAUGCAGCAUAUUUCUUUUUGGGCAAGCUGACCUCCCAAACAGACAGAGUCUUGUUCAAAGGAGAAAGCAGCUGAACUGGUUUAACCGUAGAGUUCUCAGUGCGGCCAGAGUUGUCGCUGAUGUGGGAUCUGCACCUACCUCAAGAUAUGGCCUGACAGGUGUUGGAGCCAGUCCAUAUGUGAUGAAUUGCAACGUGACAGUAGAUACUCAAGACUUGGGUACAGCAAAGAAGAUAGCCCGUUCCAUCCGGGGAAGUAGCGCAGGUGGCUUGAAAGGUGUGCAGUCCAUGGCUUUCCGACACAACGGGCAAAUUGAAAUAGCAUGUAACGUGGAAAGCUUUGAUGAUCCCGGCAACCCCUUGGCUACAUAUGAAGGGUCAGAAUACGUUUCAUACUGCAUUCUUGGGAAAACGUACUACUAUGUAUCACCUCAGAUUAUAGAAGCCUCUAUCAAGAAGCUGGCCAGAGACCAUGGAAUAAACACAGUUGGGGCUGCCCUGGUUGGGUUUACCCCAGAGGAAUGUAUGCGCUGUGCUGCCUACGCAUUAACAAAGGGUGUUGGUGAAUUUUGGAGAAUUAGGGACGGUGUUUUCAUGUGAUAGCUCUUUUGUUUGUUUACAUUUAACCCCUUCAUAAUUCCAAGGCAAUUUGAGGAAGGCAGAUGAAGUGACAAAUGUACACUGUCUGGAAGAUCACAUGCAUGUCUAUGUACUGUAGGUUGUCUCUUUUAAUAUGGCCAGUGAAUGAUGCUGUGUUCUGCCCCAUCCUAUCUGAUCUUGGUUGUGUGUGCAUGUGUGUGUUUCUGGAAUCCAGAGAAAUACAAAUACAAACCAAUGGCUUAGUGACUAAUUGAGACCAUUUGUCACUAGUGGUGUGCACUGAACUGGUGACUGCUGGUUCGAAGGAGGGGAGAUAGCUUUAAGGACCGUGGAGGGUUCUCUCACUCCCGCUCAUUUCCCCCACCGGCGCUGUCAUUAAAAUUGGUCCCGUGGGGUGGCAGUAUACCUCCUUUCCGCCCCGGUAUGUCAUGGACCGGAAGUGUCCGUUGCACAUGCGCACGUAAAAGGGCUUCCGAACUGGUUCCAUGUCACCUAACAAAUAAUUAUAUUUGUCACCAUUGGACAAAUGUCAGCAUUUGUCACUAUAAUACAUCUACUAUAUUAACUGAGAGUUUUUAGAACGAGAAUGUCCUAUAUCAAGAAUCGCCCAUUCCACUAUUCGAUAUGUGGGAAGAUGUUGUGCUGACUACAUCUUCCUAUCUGGCAAGGUAAUGAUGCAUGAGCAACUAGUGGUGACUGUGAAUUAGGUGAGCCUGACCACUGAGCAAGAAUAGGCAGCCUAGAGCAACCUGCAGAACAGGAGUAGUGAUGGCUACUCUGUCUUUUGCCUAUUUUUGGCCCUCCUGCCAAUUUUUUUGGGGGGAAAUGCAAUGGUAUUGAACAUGUUUGUGAAUGUGUGUGUAUUCAGAUAAUGUCUGUGAAAUCUUUGAAACCAGAGUUGGUGAUGAGUGCUGGUUCAGAGCUUGAAUUGCAGUGGGUGGGCAGAGGGGACCUGGCCCCCUUACCUUUUGAGCCAGGCCUCUUAGUUACAUAGGAGCCAUGGCUUGAACAAAAAUGGGGGGAGUCAGGGGAUGGAAGCCCCCUCAGCAAACUUCCCUCCAUGGGCCCCCUCCUACCUCGGGGGCCCUGUCCCCAGGCUCAUAGUGGGGCCUAGCUUGAGAGAAAGGAGGCAGCAAUGAAGCAACUUUGUUGACUGAGGCAGUCACUCUACUGUUGUGGCCACCCUGGUUACCACAUUGGACCCAGAGUUAUCAAUCCAAAAUUAUGUUAAAUCAAGGCGUGUGUCUGAUUCUACUUUAUUAAGAAAUCAAUUGAUGUCUGAACUCUGAGUGAACUAAACUAUCAUAUGAGACAGGCAAGAUGAUCUCAAAGCAGCAUUCGAUUCCAUCUCACGUGUCAAAUUAUGGGAGAAGUUGGAAGCCUCCUCCAUUGACCGGCGCCUGCUAUACCUUCUUCACACCUACACAUCAGAUGUAGACCCCAAGGCCACCUCACAAGAGCUGUUACAAUUCAGAAGGGCGUCAAACAAGGAUGCAUUUUGGCCCCACUCCUCUUCAAUUUCUACUUUAUGGUGGGCCAGCUCAGCAAACCAGAUUUCCACCCUCCAAAGCUCACUGGGAGACACAUUGCCAUCCUGUUAUAUGCGGAUGAUGCAGCCAUCCUCUCAAGGACCCCCAUUGGCCUUAGAAGAGCACUGAGGGCCCUGAUGCUGCACUGCAGGGAGGACUGCCUGGAAAUCAACUAUCACAAAACUAAAAAUAUGGCCUUCACCACUCUUGGUGGUUUGAGAAGCCACCUCAGACAUGGCCAGUCAGUAAGCUUUGUCCAACAAAGCAGAGCUGCUCAUUCCUGAACUUGUUGCUAAAACCGUGAGGCUGAAGCAAAAGUUCUUCCUAGAGAAGAAAUUACUGGUGAUCCUACCACGGGGCUAGAGAUCAGAGCAAUAUCCAGCAUGAAUGCCUGACGCCUGCCUGAACUCCGCUCCCAAGCUAUGCACACUUGCUGUUCCAUGCCAGGAUCUGGUAAUUAUGCUGCUUCUACAGCCUCGCUCCCCGCUCCCCUCCCUCCACUAACUCCUGACUCGCCUUACCUACCUUCCUCUUUCCGUCAAUCUCUGAUAUGUGUUAGGUUUUAGAAAGAUUUAAUACUGACCCGUGCAUGCAUACACACACACAUGAUAGUUGAGAACACUGCUUUGUUAUUACUAGUAGCUAUAAUUGAUUACUUCUGUUUCUUGCUGCGUUAGAUUGAUGCCGUUGCUCUGACAAUCUUGUAUACUCAAUAAAGCCCAUUGAAUUA